Molecule: messenger RNA, 2951 nt
Organism: Colossoma macropomum (tambaqui)
Lineage: Eukaryota; Metazoa; Chordata; Actinopteri; Characiformes; Serrasalmidae
Gene: lmnb1
Product: lamin B1
Exons: 11
Coding region: 14-1759 (581 amino acids)
Source: RefSeq, a predicted model, not a curated record
AGUUCGUUUUACAAUGGCGACUGCACCUUCCACACCGGCCGGUCAGAGACUGAGCAGCACGCCGCUGAGCCCCACGCGGAUAACGCGGCUGCAGGAGAAGGAAGAGCUCAGCCACCUGAACGACCGCCUGGCCGCUUAUAUCGACAAAGUGCGGAGCCUGGAGUCCGAGAACAGCGUCCUCCACCUGCAGAUAUCCGAGAGGGAAGAAGUGAGGAGCCGCGAACUCACCGGUUUGAAGUCUCUGUACGAGACGGAGCUGGCGGACGCUCGGAGGUCCCUGGACGACACGGCGAAGGAGCGCGCCAGGCUGCAGAUCGAGCUCGGAAAGAUCAAGACCGAGCACGAACAGCUGCUGCAGAGCUAUGCUAAGAAAGACGCUGACCUGGCCAGUUCUCAGGCCCGGCUGAAGGAUGUGGAGACAUUGCUGAACUCUAAAGAGGCUGGUCUCGCCACUGCGCUGUCUGAGAAGAAAGCCCUCGAGGGCACACUGGUUGAUCUGCAAGCCCAGAUCCAGGAGCUUGAGGCAGGUUUGGCCUCUGCUAAGAAGCAGCUAGGGGAUGAGACUCUGCUGAGAGUGGACCUGGAGAACCGCUGCCAGAGCCUGGCGGAGGAGCUUGAGUUCCGCAAGAAUAUGUUUGAAGAGGAGAUCAAGGACACCCGGCGCAGGCAUGAGACCAGGCUGGUGGAGGUGGACUCGGGCCGCCAGAUAGAGUAUGAGUUCAAGCUGGCCCAGGCCCUGGCUGACAUGAGACAGCAGCAUGAUGAGCAAGUAAAACUCUACAAGGAAGAGAUGGAGCAGACGUACUUGGCCAAGCUGGAGAACGUACGUCUUUCGUCAGAGAUGAACAGCAGUUCGGCUAGCAUGGCUCGUGAGGAGCUGAAGGAGUCUGCUCUGAGGGUCGAGAGUCUGUCAGCUCAGCUGGCCAGCCUGCAAAGGGAGGCCCGAGCCUGGCAGGACCGUAUCAAUGAGCUAGAGGCUUCUCUGGCUCAGGAAAAGGACCUGAGCCGCAGGAUGCUGGCAGAUAAAGAGCGCGAGAUCGCCGAGAUCCGAGCUAAGAUGCAGCAGCAACUGGAGGAAUAUGAGCAGCUGCUGGAUGUCAAAUUGGCCCUAGACAUGGAAAUCAAUGCCUACAGGAAGCUGCUUGAAGGAGAGGAGGAGAGGUUGAAGCUCUCUCCAAGUCCAUCAUCUCGCGUAACGGUGUCCCGGGCCUCAUCCAGCCGCAGCGUUCGAACCACACGUGGGAAGAGGAAGCGUGUGGACGUGGAGGAGUCAGAGGCCAGCAGCAGUGUCAGCAUUGCCCACUCGGCCUCCGCCACUGGCAAUGUCUGCAUCGACGAGCUUGACGUGGACGGCAAGUUCAUCCGUCUGCACAACACGUCUGAUCAGGACCAGCCAAUGGUAGGCUUUGAGAUGACCAGAACUAUUGGGGAUGCUUCUGCUACCUACAAGUUCACUCCCAAAUAUGUCCUCAAGGCUGGUCAGAAAGUCACUAUUUGGGCAUCUAAUGCUGGAGUGAGCUCCAGCCCUCCAACUGACCUCAUCUGGAAGAGCCAGAGCUCCUGGGGCACUGGGGAGAAUGUGAAAGUUGUCCUGACUAAUGCAGAUGGAGAGGAAGUGGCUGUAAGAAGUACAGUGUUCAAAACCGCCACAGUAGAGGAGGAGGAAGAGGAUGAUGAGGGCGUGGAGGUUGUUGAGGAACAUCUCUUCCACCAGCAGGGAGAUCCACGUGCUACCAAGAGGGGCUGCUCAAUCAUGUGAGCACAGCAACACUACCUUUCCACUACAGUCUCAGCUGCCAAUACUAUAACCACCUCAGAACUAUUUUUAUAUCAGUAGUGUAUUAUAAACGGAGUGAUUUUCUCCUUUUCCCUUGUCCUAAAAUAGUUUUAAAUGAUUGUAAACCUCUUUUGGUACAUUUUCUAUUUUUAUUUUGUAAGUGAACGCAUACGUGCAUAAGUACGCAUCACAACUUUCUUUCUAUGAACCAAAAUUUUUAUGAUCAUUGGGGGACUGUGACCGUUUAGGCAGCUUUUGCAAAAUCUCCCAGUCUCCCAGGUGCUGUGAUCUUACCUUUUUAAUGUGUAUCUCAUUUUUUUUUUUUUAAGAUAGCAUUUUAAAGGCCUCUUUAUAGAAAAGCUGUCAUUUUAUACUAGCUUUCUAGUUUUUAGUUGGAGAGGUUUGUUGCAUAUAAUGGAAUGUAGACUAGCUCAAGGCAUGGGAGUCAGAAUGGAUUGCAGUUUCAUUAGUCGCUUUUGAAGAGCAGGCUGCCAUUUACACUCACUUAGCUAAAUGUGUUUAUUCCUGAGGACUUUCACUCAGGCAAAGACUGCAGUCCACCACAUGGUGUCAGUCUAGAGUCUCAGAAGGCAGUCUGAUGAACAGCAGUCAAAACUGAGAAGCUUCGUAGACCUUUGAUUGUAAGCUUUUCAAAAAAUGAUUGAGCUGAAGAGUAACACUUAAACCAGGUGUUUUAGUCUUCGUGAAUCACUAUACGUAACUCUUGAAGGUUACUGUUAGUCACUGAACAUGCCAGUAUACACUGAGAAUAACUCCCUGCAAAUAUGUUCAAUUGAAAGUUUUGAGCCAUUAUAAUAUGGAAGCUAGCAUCAUGCUCUUAUUGAGCUACUGUAUCUUACCAGCAGUUAUGUAUGCGCACUAUUGGCUACACAGUAUCUAGUUUAUUUUGCUUAGACACUAGCAUAUAUUUAUGCAGCUGACUGCAGCAGCGUCACAUAAAUAAUUACCUCUCAUAAUAAACUGCCCAAGGUUGGAAUUGCUUGUUAUUUUAUGCCCUUUUGUCUGUCGUAUCUAACUGACAGUAGUCUUAUGCCUACAUUUUGAUUUUCCAUCUUAACCAUUAUUAGAAUUGUGGGUUGUCAUGUCACUUGCAUGCUUAUUUUGCUGUAACCUUUACUGUUUGAAAGGUUAAUAAAUGUUGUUGUAUUUUCUA